AUGGCGAACAGCCCGCGCAAGUCAAUUGAUAGCUUGGCAUCUGGCGCAUCGACACCAUCCAUCUCACAUUAUUCUAUGACGCAACUGGAGUCGCCUCGAGUUCCCCCUCAACGAUACCCCCUGAGGAGGGGAUCCACGGCGAGCUCCAUUGUGAGCAUUGGAGGAAUAUUAGAUAUUGCACAACACCAGGGCUCCAUUGCGGAGUCAGGCCAAAAUGCGAUUUCGACCCUCCUACAGCCACCGAUUGUCCGAACCGGAUUAACACCACAUACCGCCGUAUCGACUACUAGAUACAAACCCCCGUCGUCUCGCGAUAUUCCACCAGUCACCUUGACCAACAUCACUCAUGUGGAUUCCAAGGUGUUCCAGCCGUACUUAUCGCAAGUCGGUUCGCUAUAUGACGUUUUCCAGCAAUCAAAGGAAAAUGCUGGGGAGGAAGGCCAGGCAUCACCAAGGGUGAAGUCGCCUAAGCCAGAUGAUAUGGAAUCUUUGAUGCCAUGGAGCCCCGAGCGAAGGUCUUCAACAAUAUCCACCAACUCACGACCAACAUCGCCGUACGAUCCACGAGGCCGACGACCUUCCGCUUUGCGAGGCCGUGGUCCCGCAGUGACACCGCUAUCCACAAUUCCGCCUGUUUAUUUCGAAGAAGAAUUUCGCCUGGAGAACCCUCGGACUUUCGAUGUAAUAUCGGAAAAAUCCGAAGUUGUACGACCAGCUAGACCGCCUGUGAAAGAUGACAACCACUCCAACGGAGCUCCAUUGGAGCCCGUCCACACUGGAAGGAAAGCUUUGGCUACUAAUGCCAUUCUCCAGGAAAAGCUCUCCUGGUACAUGGACACUGUGGAAAUCCAUCUUAUCUCUUCUAUUUCUACUGCCUCCAAAUCCUUUUUCACGGCGUUGGGUUCAUUACGCGAACUACAUGCGGAAGCGGCUGACUCGGUGGAGCGAAUUCAAGUCUUGCGGCGAGACCUACAAAAAAUCGACAAAGAAAUGGCUCUUGGGGGGUUGAAAAUUGUUAACCUUCGAAGAAGACGUGAAAAUGUGCGCAUGUUAGCUGCCGCCGUGGCACAGCUGCGUGACGUGGUUGAAUCAGUAUCUCGUUGUGAAGAGUUGGUCGAGCAGGGCGAUAUAGAAGUUGCUUCUGAUGAGCUUGAGGAAGUUGAAAGACUAAUGUCCGGCGAGAAAGUUUCUGAACGACCGACUGAAGCUGAAGACACGGGUCCACGCCGAGCGAUCGAUCUCCGAAGGCUAAAGGCUCUUGAUGGCGCUGCUGAAGAUCUCUCCCACCUAAGGCAACGGAUUGGAAUGGGUUACGAGACCCGGUUCAUGAAUGACCUGCUAGGAGACUUGCGUCAGCAUGUUGAGAAUGUUUCCUCCGACAUUACGCUGCAGCGCUGGGGCUCUUCUUUCCUACGGCAGCGUGGUGGCAACCGACCAGUAUCAAUGGUGUCUCCAGCUUAUAUGAAUUUCGAUAAUGAGCUACGCUCCAAGUUGCACAUUCAGCUUACUGGUCUCGCCAAGGCUCGCUUUACUACCCCUGCCGCUACUUCGUUUAAGGGAGCCGUACUGCGAGAGAUGAAAGGACUUAUCCGGAAACACCUGCCCAGCUCAAGCGACGAUGACAAUGAAUCCAUGGUAUCCGUUUCUACAGUUGGUGGUCAACAGCGGAGUCAGCAGGAGAAAUCCUCUAUCCUUGCCCGGAAUCUCAGGGCUCUCGACUCUGAAGACGCAUAUCAAAUGCUAUUAGCAGUCUACACUGGUAUUAGUGAAUGUCUCCGUCGGCUGAGCACCCAGGUCAAGAUCCUUCUAGAUAUUGCCAGUGGUCUUGAAAACCCUCCUACUGUCGGUGGCAGGUCCCCGCGGAUUCCCUCGGACCGAAGACUAUCACAGUCUGCUCAGAUGGCUCAGGAUGAGAUACUACAAGUUUUGGAUAUGUCAAGUCUUCUUGGGCAAGCGGUGGACAUUGCCCAGUCUCAGAUCACCAAAGUACUCAAAGUCCGAUCAGAGCAGACAGCGCAACUUCCCAAGGAAGAGUUCUUAAAGUAUUUCACUCUCAACCGCCUAUUCGCUGACGAGUGUGAGGCGAUCUCCGGCCGAGGUGGCACCGCACUCCGGACAAUUGUGGGUAACCAGAUCCGUGAUUUCAUCACCCGUUUCAGUGAGGCACAGCGCCAUCGCAUCGUCAAGGUUAUGGAUGCCGACCGGUGGGACGCUCGUGAUUUUGGAGAUCCGGAAGUCAUGAUCCUCACUCGUAUCUUGGACUCCAGCACCAGGGACAUUGAGGUAUGGAUGGAAAUUUCCAAAAUAUGGCUCCCCGCCAAUGAGAUACAGUCCAAAAACUCGGAAAACCCAACUUCCAAUGGCCAAGGCAAAGAGAAGGUUCGCAGUGCGGUAAUUGAUGAACAAAAAUACAUUUUACCGGAGUCCGCUGUUGCUAUAAUGCGCAGCAUCGAAGAAUUCCAGUUCUUGAUGGCGAAUAUUCCUAAUAUGAUCCAGGACAUCGCUCCCCAGCUUUUGGAGAUACUGAAGCUGUUCAAUUCACGAUCUUCACAGCUGAUUCUCGGCGCCGGUGCUACAAAAAGCGCUGGCUUGAAGAAUAUCACAACUAAGCACCUCGCACUUUCGUCCCAAGCAUUGAGCUUCGUUGUUUCCUUAGUCCCAUAUGUUCGGGAGUUCGUUCGUCGGCAUGGACAGAGUAACCAAGUAAUGGCCGAGUUUGACAAGGUCAAACGACUGUGCCAGGAGCAUCAAAACGGCAUCCACGAAAAGCUUGUGGAUAUCAUGAGCUCGCGCUCCGUACUUGCCGUCAAUUCGAUGAAGAAGAUUGAUUGGGAUUCCGAACCUGAAUCUACCGCUGUUCAUCCUUACAUGGAGAUCUUGGCUAAGGAGACAGGGACUCUGCAUCGCGUCCUCAGUAAACACUUGCCUGAAAUGACAGUGGACAUGAUCAUGGGACCUGUGUUUAAUCGUUACCGAGAUCAAUGGUUCAGGGCUUUUGAUGAGGCUCAUGUCUCGUCAGAGACUGGAAAGAAGAGGAUGCAAAUCGAUAUUGAACACUUCCAAGCGAAGCUUAGCAAGAUUGACGGCGCAGGCACCCUUGGCGGCAAACUACUUGAAUUGGUGAAAGCGAAGACCGUCUCUGCGUCAUUGUUCGAUGCCGAAUCGCCUGAACCUACCCAAGAAGAGUCCGAAGGGGAGAAGAAGUCUGACUCUUCCAAGUCAUAA
Molecule: messenger RNA, 3225 nt
Organism: Penicillium malachiteum
Lineage: Eukaryota; Fungi; Ascomycota; Eurotiomycetes; Eurotiales; Aspergillaceae
Product: vacuolar protein sorting-associated protein 54
Exons: 3
Coding region: 1-3225 (1074 amino acids)
Biological process (GO): retrograde transport, endosome to Golgi; Golgi to vacuole transport
Cellular component (GO): GARP complex
Molecular function (GO): syntaxin binding
Source: RefSeq, a predicted model, not a curated record